UACCGGAAACUAUAAACAAAAUUGUAAGAAGUUUAUUGCUUGUUUUUUUUACUUUAUUAACUAUUCUUAUAAAGUUUAACCCGAAAGUAUGACAACUGUAGUUGUAGACAACGGAUCAUGGUUCUGUAAAGCUGGUUUCGCAGGAGAAGACAACCCAAAAUCAGUGUUUCCUGCCGUGGUGGGCAAACCGAGACAAACGGGCGUAGCAGCUGGAAUGGAUCCGAAUUCCGUUUAUAUUGGCAUUGAAGCGAGGAGAAAACAAGGACUCCUUUCAGUUAAAUAUCCAACUGAAUUUGGUUGUAUCACAAACUGGGAUUAUAUAGAACAUAUAUUACACCACACAUUCUAUGACGAACUUGGUAUUACAACGGACGAGCAUCCUAUUUUACUAACCGAGGCUCAGCUAAAUCCUAAAUAUAACAGAGAAAAAAUGACAAUGAUGAUAUUUGAAACUUUUAAUUUCCCUGCGAUGUAUGUUAAAGCAAAAGGAGUUCUUUCACUUUAUUCUUCUGGUUGUAUUACUGGUGUGGCAUUGGACAUAGGUGAAAAUAUUUCGUAUUCUUUACCUGCUUAUGAAGGUUAUGCACUUCGUCAUGCCGUAAUGAAAUCGGAGCUAGCUGGGCGAGACCUAACUGAUUACUUACACCAAUCUCUCAAUGAUAAGGGUUAUUCUUUCGAUUUCUCUUCUGUGGCAGACAGAGAAAUCAUUCGUAAUAUCAAAGAAAAUCUAUGCUACGUUGCAUCCGAUUUUAAAAAAGAAAUGGAAAAGUUUUCAACCGAAGUAUCCUCUUUAGAAAAGAAAUUUGAACUUCCAGAUGGAAAAGUUGUAAGUAUCGGCAGUGAACGAAUUCGAUGUCUGGAACCCUUGUUUCAACCAUCUAUUGCUGGGAUAGAGUUUCCUGGACUUCAUGAAACUUUAAACUAUAGUAUUUUGAAAUGUAAUGAGGAUCUUCGUAAAGAUCUGUAUGGAAAUAUUGUUUUAUGUGGCGGAUCAUCUCGGACUCCAGGGAUAACUGAACGUAUGCAAAGUGAGAUUACUAACCUUGCACCUCUCAUUAUGAAAAUAAAUGUAAAAACUCCACCAAAUAUUAAGAAUUCAGCAUGGGUUGGCGGUUCUAUCCUUGCUUCUUUACCAACUUUUCAACAAAUGUGCAUCACAAAAGAGGAAUAUGAUGAGAUUGGUCCGACAAUUGUGCACAAAAAAUGUUUUUAAACUCGUUAUGUUUUUUGUAAAGAAGAUAACUGAUUGAAAUUAAUUCAAAUUAUCUACCCUACAUGAGUGGCAUGAAUCAGCUGUGGGUUCUUAAAAAAUGAAGACUUAAUCGGAAGUCAUGUUUUGUUUACAUAGAAGAAUCCUAGAAUAACGAUUUCAAACAUAUCAACAUCAUAUUACAACAAAUAUUAACAGUUUUGACAUCUCAGGUUUUCAUUCAACCAUUCCACACAAUGGAUGAAAUUUCUUUGUAAGAUAUAUAUUAUAAAGGUCAGAAAGGGAAUAACCAAUUUUAUCGCUAUUUUACGAAAUUUUCCUUUGAUCUUGCUGACUGAUAAUUUCCUUUCUCUGCGGAGUCGAGUGAUAUGAAAAUUAUCGCUAGAAACUAAGGGGGCACGAGGCGUUGUCAAUGAAAUUGACAUGAAAUUGACAACGUCGACAUAGGUAAAAAAAAGCGAUAAACAGAUUAUCAUUGGUCAUCUCAACUCGAUUGCUUUACUCACUUUCGCCGUUCCGGCUCAAGCGAGAAAAUCAAUCUCGUUGAGAUGAUCAACGAUAAUCUAUCAAUAUCUUGUAUAAUUUUAUAUACAUGUAUCGUUACAAUGAAUCUACAGUUGUUUAUUAAUUUGUUAAAUUGUGAAUUUUCUAUAACUAUUGAAUACAUUUAUAAUUAUUUAA
Molecule: messenger RNA, 1891 nt
Organism: Mytilus californianus (California mussel)
Lineage: Eukaryota; Metazoa; Mollusca; Bivalvia; Mytilida; Mytilidae
Product: actin-5-like
Exons: 2
Coding region: 89-1213 (374 amino acids)
Source: RefSeq, a predicted model, not a curated record